Bipolaris victoriae FI3 is the source of this 336-nucleotide messenger RNA. RefSeq lists its product as hypothetical. The transcript has a single exon. The coding region runs from base 1 to 336 and encodes 111 amino acids. The record is from RefSeq and is a predicted model, not a curated record. Lineage: Eukaryota; Fungi; Ascomycota; Dothideomycetes; Pleosporales; Pleosporaceae.
AUGGUAGACUCGUCUUCUCCCCGGGCGACACAUGUCACGAACCAUGUACGAUACCCCCGAUUGCCACUACGUAUUCCCCGCUGUUUGACGCCCCCACCCAAACCACCUCAUCCUUAUGCUCUCCUUUUCGCCCUCGUCGGAGUACAUUUCCCAUGUCUACGAAACCCAUUGAUCAGCAUCUCGGCGCCGGAGUCCAGGAGUCGAUUGUGCGCUUUUUGGAGGAUACCCUCUGUGAUGCCGACGCGUCGUGCCGUAUCGUCAGCUUGGGCGGUUUUGAUCAGCCACUUUGUUGUGGAGGGUCGCUGUAGUCUUUGUUUUGUUUUGUUAUGUUUUUGA